Messenger RNA from Vigna unguiculata (cowpea), 2432 nucleotides. RefSeq names its product SKP1-like 21 (gene SK21). Gene Ontology annotation, biological process: ubiquitin-dependent protein catabolic process. The record is from RefSeq and is a predicted model, not a curated record. NCBI's taxonomy places the organism in Eukaryota, Viridiplantae, Streptophyta, Magnoliopsida, Fabales, Fabaceae.
UCGUCAUGGAUCUCACACGACAUCCCAAAACCAAACCUAAUCGGGUUCAGUUGGGAACGGUGUCGUUUGCUUCUCCCUAUCGUUCGUAUUCACUUUGUCAUUGACAUUGACAACGAUUCCAACUACAGACCACUAAAGUGAAAAAUUUCUCAGUCACAAAAAAUUUCUUAACUCCCUUUUUCUCCUUGUCUAUAUUUCUCUUUGUCUUGUCACUCUGCAAAUCCAUUUCCCAGCUUUCAUCUUGAAUUUGAGACAUCAAUCUGGGCUUGUGCUAUUUGGCAAGUUCACACCUAUUUUACUUACUGGUUGACUUUUGUGAUGGAGAUCCGCGUAACACUGCCGAGUCUCCCAUGGAUCUUGUGCAUUUGAAUAAUGUUGCUCGAGUAACAAUAUCCUGAUUGAAGAAUUCCUUUGACAGGGGGAGAUAUUAGGUUGUUGUUUGGGUUUGUAGUUUAUUUCUAAAAUCAGGAGGUCCUUGCAUUGUAAAAAACUUCAAGUGUCCCUGUUGCUUUUCAAAUUGUUGGCAGAUGUCAGAAACUGACUUGGCAGUUAUUAAACCUGAGAUGAUGAAGCCUUAUGUUUGGCUUCAAACUUCAGAUGAUUCAAUCCAACAAGUGGAACAAGAAAUUGCAAUGUUUUGCCCACUUAUAUGUCAAGAAAUAAUACAAAAAGGCAUGGGAUCUUCCAAGAAUUGUGCAAUAUGUCUUCCUCAACAAGUCAGUCCUGCCAUGUUGAGCUUAAUUCUUGAUUAUUGUCGUUUUCAUCAAGUACCAGGCCGGUCAAACAAGGAACGUAAAUCUUAUGAUGAGAAAUUUGUUAGGAUAGACACAGAGAGGCUUUGUGAGUUGACGUCUGCUGCAGACAGCCUUCAGUUAAAACCAUUAGUUGAUCUAACCAGCCGUGCACUUGCUCGAAUAAUUGAAGGGAAGACGCCAGAGGAGAUACGCGAUAUAUUUCAUUUGCCCGAUGAUCUUACAGAGGAAGAAAAGCUGGAGCCAUUGAGAAAUAUAACUGCUGACCCAAGGAUCAGGCUUUUGAACCGUUUGUAUGCUAAAAAGAGAAAAGAAUUAAAAGAGCGCGAAAGGUUAAAGAAUGUUGAAGUUGAAGAAGAACAUGUGGAUGAUCGUUCAGUUGAUGACUUAUUGUCUUUUAUCAAUGGAAAUGAUGGAGAUCCCAAGGGAGUUAAAACUUCAAAGAAUAAAAAGAAGAACAGGAGGAAAAAAGAGCAACAGAAGAAUUCUUCUCUGAAGGAGGCAUCUGAAGUGAACAAGAAGGAGGUAAAUGGUCAUGAUAUCAGACACCAAAGUUCUGAAGCUGAGAUAAUUAGUGAGACCUCCUAUUUACACUAUGCAGAAGAUGAUGCUUUUACUUCUAAGCCUGAGUUUGAUGAUGGUGAUAUAGAUGAUGAGAUUGAUCCUGCUUUAAAGGAAAAAAUUGACAGAGGACAGGGUUGCAGAGUGAUUGAACUUUUUGCUUAUCUCUUUUUGGGUUUUCAAGAAAUCUAAUAGGAAGAAGCUCAAUUUAGAAUGAGUGGGCUUCAGGAACCACUGGCCCAUGAAGGUAGUAAGACACGAUGGGAAAAAGUGUAUAUGAGAAAGAAGAAUCGAAUGGUUGAGGUGGCAUGACUUAAGGGUAGAGCAGUUGGAGGAGAGAGAAAAGAACAUUUUGGUGAGAAAAAAAUGAAUUGUGGAGGGGGAGUGGAGAUCCUAUUUGUAUUCUGUUCGUUGUUCUAGAGGAGCAUAGCUUUGGGCAGUUGGAUUUGUUAUCCUAUUGUAUUUUGCUUUCAUUAAUAAAAAUAAUACAUGCAUCAGUGUUUACUUCAUUUCUUUCUACUUCUUGCUUUUGAGGUGCAGAUCUUUAAUAUAGGCUACAUCGAAAAGGGACAUGUCAAAAAUAACAUUGAUUUCCUUACCUCCGGUUACCUCAUCAACGGAUAAAAGAAUUGGUGUCGCUGAUCCAGAAAAAAGCAAGAGUAUAGAUGUUGUAUUUAAUAUGCAAGGUAGAGAACAACUUGACCAUGAAGUUACUAGAGCAUUUCACUCUUCUUAGGGUUGCCAUUUCAUUUAGCAAGAAAUCCUUGCUAUAAAGAAAGCAUUUUCUAUGCUGCCAACAAUUAUCUUAGUGAUUACAAACCUUCCAGCUAUAGUAAAUGGGGGACAUUACUUCAAAAUGAGAGGAAUCAUGCAGAGAAAAUUGUUACAUCCAGUUAAAAAUUCAAGGAGCCAAAACAUUGCUGGUGAUGAAUGGAGUUAUUCUAAGAAAAGAUCCCUUAUUAAUUUCAUGGCUGUCAUGGAGAACGGACAUAUGUUUCUAUAAGUUAUAGACUGUUCAAAUUAGGUAAAAGACAGAUGGUGAAGCUUUUUGUAAAGUAGCAGGUUUAAUGAUUGAAGCUCACUUUCAAUCUAUUUAUCGAACUCCAUGUGUAUUUCAUA